AUGCUGAUUUACAAGGACAUCAUCACCGGCGACGAGCUGAUCUCCGACUCGUUCGAUCUCAAGGAGGUGGACGGCGUGGUCUUCGAGGCUGACUGCCGUAACAUCACCCUCGGUGCCGUCGAGGUCAACACCGGCGCAAAUGCGUCUGCUGAAGAGGCGGCCGAGGACACGGAGGAUGGUGCUCAGACUGUCCUUGACGUCGUGCACUCCUUCCGUCUGACUAGCACCCAGUUCGACAAGAAGGCAUACCUCAGCCACCUUAAGAGCUACAUGAAGGCCGUCAAGGAGAAGAUGAAGGCCAACGGUGCCGAUGAUGCUGCCGUGAAGGAGUUUGAGACCGGUGCAGGUGCCUACGCCAAGAAGAUCAUUAGCAACUUCAAGGACUACGACUUCUACAUUGGCGAGAGCAUGGACCCGGAUGGCAUGGUCGUCCUUCUCAACUACCGCGAGGAUGGUACCACACCAUACGUUACCAUCUGGAAGCACGGUGUCAAGGAGGAGAAGGUUUGA
Messenger RNA from Ramularia collo-cygni, 510 nucleotides. RefSeq names its product probable Translationally-controlled tumor protein homolog. The transcript is spliced from 3 exons. Bases 1 to 510 code for a protein of 169 amino acids. Gene Ontology annotation, molecular function: calcium ion binding. Lineage: Eukaryota; Fungi; Ascomycota; Dothideomycetes; Mycosphaerellales; Mycosphaerellaceae. The record is from RefSeq and is a predicted model, not a curated record. Gene Ontology annotation, cellular component: cytoplasm.